Molecule: messenger RNA, 6504 nt
Organism: Rattus norvegicus (Norway rat)
Lineage: Eukaryota; Metazoa; Chordata; Mammalia; Rodentia; Muridae
Source: RefSeq, a predicted model, not a curated record
UGGGUGCUUGCUUGGCCAUUGGGUAUGAUGGGCUAAGCUAGGAUGUGGCCAAGAGGAGAAGGGGAGCACACACCCUCUACUGCUCAAAAUAGCUCUUAGUAACCUGAUGAUUCUGAGGCAGGGGUUGAGCUGAAGUCAUGUGCGGAGGCCUGGCUCAGGAGUGGAGGUGAACCAGGGAGAGAGCUAGACUGAAUCUCUGCAAGAUGGGAAGAGGAAGGAAGGACUUGAGGUUGUUUUCGAAUGUUAUGUAGAGCAAGAAAGAGUUUCCCAGGAAAGGAAGGAAGGGAAUAGUUUAGUCACAUUGACACAUCUGCAGUUCCAAGGGAAUGUGCAGAGAGGGAUGGAACUGUUGACAAAGGCAGGCUGUGACCUCAGUCCUGAUAUCUGUGACCUCAGUCCUGAACGGAUAUCUGUGGAACUUGCUGGGGAUAGUAAUACUACCUGUAAUCCAAGCCCUUGGGAGGUAGAGAUAGGAGGGUCAGGAGUUCAAGGUCAGCCUUGACAUUCAGGUCAGCUUGUACUACUAAGACAGGGCCUUAAAAUUAAAAAAAAAAUGGGAGCUAGAGAGAUGGCUCAGUGGUUAAGAACACUGACUGCUCGUCCAAAGGUCUUGAGUUCAAAUCCCAGCGACCACAUGGUGCCUCACAGCCAUCUGUAAUAGAAUCUGGUGCCCUCUUCUGGUGCGGAUGAAGACAGUAGCAGUGGUGACAGUGUACUUAUAUAUUAUAAUAAAUAAAUAAAUCUUUAAACAAAAAAUUGCUGGUGUGGAGGCUCAGCAGUUGGGAGUACUGGCUGCUUUUCCAGAGGACCUGGGCUCAAGUCCCAGUAUCCACACAGAGGAUACUUACAACCAUAUGGGGAUCUGAGUGCCUUUCUGGCCUCUGAGAGCACCAAGCACACAUAUGGUACACAGACAUACAUUUGAAAACUUCCAAGUCUCUCUCUCAUACAUGUGCGUGUGCUCUCUCUCCCACUCUCAGCAUGAGAUGGCCUCAGACUUACUAUAUAGCCUAGAUUGAACUCACAUUUGUUCUCAGAACCAAGCCUAACUGGCCUGUCUUUUUUUUCUUUUUUUCGGAGCUGGGGAUGAACCCAGGGCCUUGUGCUUGCUAGGCAAGCGCUCUACCACUGAGCUAAAUCCCCAGCCCUGGCCUGUCUUUCUUUAGACCUUGGUUUUUAUUCUUCUAACAUAACUGGCCCUCAGACCUUAGCACAACCAAUUCCAUGGUGGAAGUUCAUGAUGUUCAGGCCAAAAAAAAGUUUGGCACAUAGACAGUUUACCUGCCAAAACUAAAACAAAGGACCUAAUCCAUCACAGUGCAUGGCUCUGUGACCGUCCCUAAAUGUACUAGCUUCGCUUUUUGGUUUCUGUAGUUCUGGCUAACUGUUCUGGUUAACUGAAGCACGUCAACAUGGACUUGGUUUUUGUGCUUACAAAGAUCACCCUGAGAAAGGCUAUACCUACAGUAGGAUCCCCAACCAUUUGUAAUUGCCAACAGGCUAAUAAAGACUUUCUAGUGACUUAAAGCUAAGACUAAGUAGUCUUCUUUGCUGGAUACCCCACAACACUAACAAAUGUGAAGGUUCGGUGUACAUACCUCACCAUACUAAUUGGUGGGUAGGUAAAAACUUAAAAAGUUUAACUCUGUAGAGAGACCCUGUUUCAAAACAAAUAGGCUCAGUGGUUAAGAGCACUGGCUGCUCCUCCAGAGGUCCUGAGUUCAAUUCCCAGCAACCACAUGGUAACUCACAACCAUCUGUAAUGGGAUCUGGUGCCCUCUUCUGGUAUGUCUGAGACAGCGACAGUAAGCAAGUAAGUUAUAACCAAGUAUGGCAGCAGCACAAGUCAGGAAUCUCAACACUCAUGGAGAGGGAUAUGAGGAAUUCAAGGCCAGCCUGGUUAGUUCAAUUAUGAGUUUGAGGGAAGCCUGGGCUAUAUGAGACCCUAUCUCAAAACCAAACAAAAGGUUUUAUUUUAUUUUUGUAUUUUAGUACCCUACCUGCAUGUACACCUGAAUGCCAGAAGAGGCAUCAGAUCCCAUUACAGAUGGUUGUGAGCCACCAUGUGUUUGCUGGGAAUUGAGCUCAGCACCCCUGGAAGAGCAACCAGUGCUCCUAACCACUGAGCCAUCUCUCCAGCCCCCAAACCAAAGUUUUUUGUUUGUGUUUUUUUAAGAAACUUGUAACUUAUGGCAAAUGUCUCUAUUUGAAAUGUUCACAACCUAAGAAAAUACAACACACAAAAGGAAGAGAAAAAUAUAAGAUACAUUCUUAUUCUCAUGAAAUGCAGUAUUCAGAGUAGUACUGCUGCGGGUUGAGUCUUCCUGGAGGCGGCGUUCUGAGUACUUAAACGAAGUGAUUGGUGUAAAAUGUCAGGAGCACAACAAGACGUAAGGGGAUGAACUAGGGAAGGAUUAAAUUGGAGUAAUUAGUUAUUUAAUUAGUUGGAGAACAGCAAGCACAUUGGUUUUGUAGGGCUCUGGGACCUUAGGGACCUGAGGCAGUUAACUCUGUUAAAGCAGUGUUAAUGAGGUCACAGUUCAGUCACGUAUCCCAGUUAGGUUCCCUCUUUUGCCCAACCUUACUCCUCACUCCAAGCAGCUGUCUCAGACGUCAGCAGAGGUGGGUUCAGACCAGAGAAUGAAGCUGAAAGGAGCAAGCUGCCCUUCAAGGUCAUACACAGAAGGAAUAGCACCUUUGAACUGGAAGGAAGGGAAGGGAGGUGGGAACGAGGACACAGCAGGCUCUCCCUGAAGGACUUGAAAGGAAAGGUGUUAGAAGAAGAAAUGAAAUCAUUCUGCAUCUGGAGGUUUCAUGCCCCCCAGGAGGGAAAAGAGACAAAGCAUUCAUUUGGUCAUCAAAAAACUCACCUUUUGGGGUUGGGGAUUUAGCUCAGUGGUAGAGCGCUUGCCUAGGAAGUGCAAGGCCCUGGGUUCGGUCCCCAGCUCCGGAAAAAAAGAACAAAAAAAAAAAAAAAAAAAAAGCUCACCUUUUUAUUAAAGUGUGUGUGUGUGAGUGAGUGUGUAUGGUGUGUGAGUGCAUGAGUAUAAAUGUGUGUGAGAAUGUGUAUGUGUUUAUAAGGUGUGUGUGAGUGUGAAUAUGUGUGUAUGAGUGUGAAUGUGUGUGUGCAUGGUAUGUGUGUAUAGUGUGUCUGUUUGUGUGUAUGAAUGUUAUGUACGUGUGAAUGUCUGUGUAUGGUAUGUGUGUGUGAAUGUAUGAGUAUGAAUGUGUGAAUGUGUGCAUGGUGUGUUUGAGAAUGCGUAUGUGUGUGUUUAUGGUAGUGUGUGUCUGUGUGUGUGUGUGUGUGUGUGUGUGAAUGUAUGUGUGUGUGAGAGAGAGAAUGUGUGUGUUUACGGUGUGUGUGAAUGUAUGUGUGGGUGAACGUGUGUGUAUGUGUGUGUGUAUGUGAGAGAGAGAGAGAGAGAGAGAGAGAGAGAGAGAGAGAGAGAGAGAGAGAGAGAAUGUGUAUGAAUAUGUGUUUAUGGUGUGUGUGUGUUCUUUCCAUGGGGUGUCCUGGGGAUUGAAUUUAGAUCAGACCGGGUGGCAAGCACCCUUACCCACUGAACCAUCUGGCUAGCCUCAUCCUGACUCUGAGUCUAUGACCUUAUUUGUGUGAAGCAUUUGACUUGUAUCAUAAUGUAGCUUUGAUUGCCUGUCUUCUUCCGGCCAGCACAUUUCCAUUGUCAGGCAAACCUCGUAUGAAUGUGGGGAGCUUUAACCCGGCACAAGGAAAGCCAAGCUUGCUCUGUGGCAGUCUGAUUCCUUUAAAUCCAGUCUCACUCGGAGAGUUUUGCUUGCACUUGCACCCAUCUAGGCUAGACUCUUUCUAAUUUGUAGUUUACUUUCUUCUCUCCUUUUCCUUUGGUGGUAACUUUCCCAAGAGCAGUUGUUUUCUCCUUGAAUCCUGGGAAGUGAUAUUCACUGUUGGGCUUUCUUUUUCUUUUUUUCCGGAGCUGGGGAUCGAACCCAGGGCCUUGCGCUUGCUAGGCAAGCGCUCUACCACUGAGCUAAAUCCCCAACCCCCACUGUUGGGCUUUCAGCCUGUGAUAUCUCAUCCUCCACUGAGUACACAUUUUUUCCAGACAAUGAUGGUUCUUCUCUCUAAAGGUAAAAUUUGGCUAGUGGUGGUGGUGGCUCACACCUGUAAUUCCAGCAACUGGGAAACUGAGGCAAGAUGAUUUCUAUGAGUUCAAGGUUAGAGCAGGUUACAGAACAAGAUCAUGUCUUAAAAUAAAACAUCCCAAAGCCACCCCCCUACUGGGGCGCAUUCUGCAAUCUCAGCAGCUAAGAGGCAGGAGGAUCUCCAAGAGUUCUAGAGCAACCAAGUCUAUAUAGUGAGGGCGUCUCAGAGAACAAACCAUGUCUUAUAUUUGGUUUGGUCUGAGAGUAGGGCUUGCUUCAAUGUGUAGACCUGGCUACUCUAAAACUGGCUAUGUAGUCCAGGCUGGCCUGGAACUCGUGACAGCCGCCCUGCUUCUGCCUCCGACUUCUUUCCAUAAAUAUUAGGGAGGAAAUUAUGCUCCUAGGGACGUUCAUGAAGGAGGACUACAAAUUCAAGGCCUGAACUAUUUUGUCUCGAAUAAGAAGAGGGGGAGGAAGGGAGAAGGGCGUGUAGAUCGAGAAGAGAUUAUGAAAGUCAGUCCAGAACUUGCAACGUUAAUAUCCUUUUCCAAAGAUGUAAAUCGGCAGCAGGCACUGCGAAGGCCACUAGGAUGAUCAGAGCCUCUCCCUCUGAAGGGCUCUGAGAGACGUUCCUCCGGACAUCUAAAGCCAUCUGCUGUUGACACGCCCACGACGUCGCCUCGGCGCCUACGUAUCAGGUCCUGUGACCACAGACUCGCCAAGUAGUUUGUGCCAGGCGACCUCGCUCCCCCGAGCCAUCUCUGCAGCUACUCAGAUACGCACCCAGCGACCUUUCUUUCUCUCCAGAGGUGUCAAAGAAACUACAUCUCCCGACAGGCAGCGUUUCCCUUCCUUCUUCGCUCUCCCUCUCCCUCUCCCUGGCAACGGUGUGACGUGAGGGGACCGGGAGCAGCGGUCAACGCUUCAGUGACAGCCUACCCGGCGCGGGGUCCGGAGCAGGGCGAAGGCAGCGGGAGCCCGCGCCGCCUUUCCUCCCCGGCCUCUCCUGCAGCUCGCCGCCGCCCGGAGUGCCAGGCAGGGGCGCGCGCAUGGCCUCUGCGGGCGCGCGGAGGCUCCCGGUCCCGACGCGCGCCGCCGCCCGGAGCUGCUGCGGCUUCUCGCUCUGCCGGGGCGCGCGCUCUCUCCCGACCCCGCCCCCGGGCUCUCCGCGGUCGCCGCGGCCAAUGAGGUUUCUUAUUUCCUGUAACCUCCUCUUGCCUCGCGCUGCCCAGGUCUUGGCGGCUGAGGUUGGCCUUCCUCCUAGUCGUUCCUUCAUGGGCUUUGCUGCCCCCUUCACCAACAAGCGAAAGGCUUACUCAGAGCGUAGGAUCAUGGGUUCCUUGGCCUUCAAUUCUUCUUGCUCUAGGUACUCAAUGCAGGAAAUGUUUGAGGUGGUGUCCAAUGUCCAGGAGUACCGAGAGUUUGUGCCGUGGUGUAAGAAGUCACUGGUGGUAUCCAGCCGUAAGGGUCACCUGAAAGCCCAGUUGGAAGUCGGGUUCCCACCUGUCUUGGAACGUUACACCUCUGCAGUCUCCAUGGUCAAACCACACAUGGUCAAGGCUGUCUGCACUGAUGGCAAGCUCUUUAACCACUUAGAGACUAUUUGGCGAUUCAGCCCUGGUAUUCCCGCCUACCCUCGAACCUGCACUGUGGACUUCUCGAUUUCCUUUGAAUUUCGUUCUCUGCUCCACUCCCAGCUGGCGACCAUGUUUUUUGAUGAGGUUGUAAAGCAGAACGUUGCUGCCUUUGAGCGCCGGGCAGCAACCAAGUUUGGCCCAGAAACAGCCAUCCCCCGUGAGCUCAUGUUCCAUGAAGUGCACCAGACUUGAGACAAGGAUUGUUUCCUUGCCUCUAACCCCUCUUCCCACCCAAUUUUAUUUAUUUGGUUUGGCUCUGAGAGAGGUCUAAGUUUCACCUCUCAAGUCUUCCUAAACUGGGCUGCAUGCUGUCUGGACACAGGAAAGAUAGCAGAUAUGAAGUGAGAUGGAUACAUAGGAAAGGGUCAAGCACAUUCUGAAAGCCUCACAUGCCCAUGGCCGUUGCACACCAGAUAAAAAGCAGGGCUGUAGCUGUCUCUGGGCCUGGUCAAGAAACCUUACUACUCAGUUGAUGAAAUUUAGAAGGAACUUUCUCACACAGAGAGACUGGCUGGCAAGUAACUUUUACCCUGCUAAGAUUUCUCAGGAGAAAAGGCAACCUGCCCCAGUUUAGGAACAUGUCCAUGCUGUCUGACAGGUAGGAAGUGAGGAGCUGCUUUACCAUAGUGCCACAGAGCAAGGGGGAGAAGUCACUAGACAGUGUUGUUCAUAUUGUGGGAUGUACCUUUUUUCUCCCAUGUGGCCUGAGUUUUUAUAAAACUUUAAUAAAUGGUGACAGUGUGAA